Messenger RNA from Bradysia coprophila, 887 nucleotides. Its product is annotated as protein maternal effect lethal 26-like. Lineage: Eukaryota; Metazoa; Arthropoda; Insecta; Diptera; Sciaridae. The record is from RefSeq and is a predicted model, not a curated record.
ACUCGACAGAUUCGUUUUAACAUCUCGAAGUGACACACGAAAUAGAUAUCGCGGCUCUUCAAAAAUAAUAGUAUUGCGACAAAGUAUUAGUGAGUCAGAAGUGACAUGUGGAACUGAAGUGGAUUGGCAAUUCUAUCGUAUAGCAAUAACAGUGUUGUAAAGUGUUUUCAGCAAUAUGUUAAGACGAAACCGACACGCAAAUCCUCAUCCCCAAUCGAACGCAGCGUCGGUUGAAUGCGUCCCUCAACCGCCACAAAGAAUGAUAACCAAAGCCACAUCGAGAGAAGAAUUUUCCGAUGUACAAUUCACAGUGGAUGGCAAAGUGAUUGUCGCUCAUCGAAUAAUUUUGGCUGAUCGUAGUGAAGUUUUCCGCACGAUGUUCAUGUGGAAUCAUAAUUCGGCUAAAACUGGUCCGAUAGCAAUAGCCGAAACCACAUACGAUGCCUUCUUUAACUUCAUAAAUGCAAUAUAUUAUGGGAAUACUCCAGCCGAUCCUGAACUUUGUCUGGAAAUGAUAAAAUUGGCUGAAAAAUAUGAUGUUCAGGACAUCAAAAUGGAAGCAGAAGCAUCCGUCAUCGCAUCUAUAACGAUGCAAAAUGCCAUAGAUAUAUUGAUUACGUCGAAGGUGCACAGAGCCGAUAGAAUUAAAAAAGCGGCACUUGAAUUCUGUGCUAGAAACAAUGUGCACGAGAUGCCCAACAGCAAGAACUUGGCUAAUUUUCCAGAUCUGAUGAUUGAAGUAUUCGAACAGAUCAGUUUGACGAAAAGGAAUGUGAACAAUACAACUUUCAUUGGUAACUCUCGAGGCGGAAACCACUAGUCGUAGUCAUAAUGUAUCGCAAUAAUAUAAUGUUGUUUCAAAGAAUUUUUGCUCAUCUUAUCAUUAC